This is a messenger RNA of Dermacentor andersoni, 7152 nucleotides long. RefSeq lists its product as uncharacterized. The record is from RefSeq and is a predicted model, not a curated record. NCBI's taxonomy places the organism in Eukaryota, Metazoa, Arthropoda, Arachnida, Ixodida, Ixodidae. Gene Ontology annotation, molecular function: protein binding.
CACGGUGAUCGUUUCGUGUGAACAUUGCCAGCGCACAGAACGUUUUCUCUCGGUCAGGGACAGGAAGGAUGAUGCCUGUCAGCAUGCACCAGGCCGUGCUGCUUUGCGCAGCACUGACAGCUGUGGCGUCGUAUGAAGAGAAGGACAUCAAGUGCACUGUGAAGGAAAAUAUUGUUCCAAGCAUCAAUAUAUGCAAUGGAGUUGACGACUGCUACAGGAGGGACCGCUACAGCAGUCGAUAUGGCUACUACAUGGAAUCUGACGACGAAGACAGAGAAUUGUGUGCACGAGAACAUCUUCUUCACGAAGUACGGCUCACCAGCCUUGCACAUCCGAACGGCUCGCUACUGCUUUCGUGGGCGUGGACCGCGGCCCCGAGCUCUGUUCUGGCGGGAUACUAUUUACGCGGUACUUCCUCGGACCACACAUUUCAGACAACGCUGUCGCCCUUGCAGAGUGAUUACACAGCUGAUUGCCUCAGAGGAUACACCGAAUACAGCAUUACGCUGCGGCCUUUCUACAACAUUGAGGGCCUAUCGAAACUUGGCAAGGCAACACAGGUUAUCGUGCGAACUCCAGCUACAGCUCCGGGUGCACCGAUGAAUAUUGUGCGACAGUCGCCAUCGCGUAUAAAACACGAUGGUUCACCACUACUGGCCAUAACCAUCCUCGGACCAGUGUCUUGGAAUUCCAGUCCAGUCGGCUUCCGUCUGCGCUGGGAACCAAAUGAACAAAGCAACCAAUCUGCGAGGGAUUUCGAUUUGUCUCCCGAUGCGAUGGGACGCAAGAAGGACUUGAACGUCACCCUGUCUUUGAAGCCUGGACGCGAAUACACACUGUUUGCCAGCGCACGAGGGGUCGGGGACUUCGGGGAAGUCCUUAUAGGGCCCGAGACGUCGGUGACAAUGGGAACUACGCCUCUGGCUCCCGCUAACUUGUCGGCGAAGAGCAUUGACCCAACCAGCGUUAUCAUUUCAUGGCAAGCUGCAAGUCCUGCGCGAAGGUUUUUGAUUUAUCGAUCCUUUGACGCACCACUGCGUACAUGCGCAGUCGAACAUUGCCCCUAUGACGACAAUUUGUACACGGGUGACCGAUACGCUUUUGGCGGCACACGCCUUGAAACGUCGACUGUUGUGCUCGACGGAAGUUCGCAGGAGUCGUCAUCCUACAGUCUGCCCCUGUUCAACCUAUUGUCGUCUGUGAACUACACAGUCGAAGUCAAGGCAUGUGGUGCCGAAUUAUGCAGCAACGAGACAAGCACGACUUUUACCACUCCUCCUUCAGCUAUUCCCACGCCUAUGAUCACAACAAUCCUAUCGAACGACACCAGCUCCCUCUACUUGGAAUGGAACAUCACGUUUCUACGGCACGCGCCAGAGCUGAACCCAGAGUUCGAAGUGACAGUGAAAACAAAUGGCUUCUACAGACUCGUCCACACUGUCGAGAAGGCGAUCAAGAUAGGGAAUCUCAGCUCAGGCGCAGAGUACGAAGUUCAGGUGCUGCUUUCCCUAGAGAGGACGCCCGGAAAACGAGAGUACGGCCGCCCUGCAAGAGCCACCGUAACCACUUGGCCUCUCGUGCCUCUGGCUCCAACGUUGUCAACAAGAGGAUUCCAGUCCACACCAGACAUAGCGGCUGUGUCAUGGAGAUUUCUCAACAGCACCAUUACGCAUGUAGAGGUUGCAACGAACUACAGCAACUGGGUGAAUUGCGAAAACUCGACCGAAUGCGACGAGGUCGUGUUGCACGGCUGGAACUCCUCCUUCAAAGCGGGAUACGUCAGGAUCUCAAAUCUUAGACCACACACGGCAUACUCACUAUCAGUGAGAGGCUGCAACAACCUAGGAUGUGGGGACGCCAACACAGUGGUCAUCACAACCGACAUGUCAGAGCCGAGUGAGCCUACUCGCCUGACAGUGAAUGCAACAGAAGAUGGUUCUUCCGCUCACCUCGAGUGGAAGGCGCCAGACGAGCCAAGGGGUCCGCUGACGGGCUACGUGGUCUCCUGGCAGUGUGACCAGGACCAUCUCAUGGCUGCGACCACUGAUCAAUCCUCUUUUGCCAUCCCUGGUCUUCCUGCCGGCGCCCAGGAGUGCAGCUUCUCAGUGUCCGCUUUCAACGUGGCGACUGACGAGCGGCAACUGCGCGGGAAAUCUGCCACUCUGAUGAUGCCUUGGCCACCCCAGAAUUGAUCGGAUCACCGGGGCUACUAUCGCGUCUUACGUGAGGCACGCUCUGAACCUAGGCUAAAGUGUAGUCAUGACAAUCACGAUUCAAAUAGACAAACGCAAAAAGAAAGAAAUGCAAUGUUGUUGCUUUGUUGUGAUUUAUGCAUUUAUGUUGACGUCACUAAGCUUACUAUUGCUCUAGUACUCGUAUUGUAUUCUUUUUUCCUUUUGCCUUCCAUCCCCCUACGUUUCGCUUAGUUUUCUUCAACAACGUUGCCUUGUAUGAGCAACCAAUGAUCAGGAAACUAUGCACAGUCUUAGCUGAGCCUUCCAGGCAUAAGCUGUCUGCAGAAGUCACACAAGAGCAAAUUAGGAUGAUGAUGAUGAUGAUGAUGAUGAUGACUUAUUGAAGGACAACUUGAGUUUCUAGAAUUGGCUCGUUAAUCUAAGGUAUGACAAGCGUGUUUGACCCACUACUCAACGGUAGCCAAAAUGAAAGCGAAUCAUAGAUAGGGUAUCCUAACACGUGGUUCUCCAAGCUCAGACUCGUGGGCCACAUUUUGCCCGCGGCGGGUUUCCGCGUACAACCCGCCACUUAGCGCCGCCCCUUUUCACGACCGGCAGGCCGCGACUCUUCCUCGCAGCUGAGUCGGUGGCCCUUGGAGUUGUGCGCAGCCGCGAGCGGCUUUAAGAAUGGCUCGCUAUCGCUCACAUUGGCAAGCUGCGAUGUACGAGCUGCGAUGUACGCGCUAAUUACGCGACAAAAGAGGGAACCUGUUAACAAACGGAGAAAGAGCGAAGCAGUGAAUUUUUAAAGCGGUCGCGUGAUUAUUUCCAACACAAUAUGCUAAAGAAGUUAGUUUUCCACCAAAUUCUGUGGCGUGUAGGUUAAGACAGAUGCCACUUCCACAGUGUCUUCUCCCCGCCCACUGAACCCCGUUUCCAAACUUCACCGUCCUGCUGUUCCUACGUUAACAUUUCUCAUCAACGUGUACUUAACAUGCUCCUCCGAUUACAAGUAAAAUCAUCUGUUGGUCCAGAUUGCAUUCUCAACACAUUCCUUCGGCGUCAUACGGAACCUUUAAGUAAAUUUCUUGUAGCAAUUUUUCAAGCCUCUGCAUUCCGCGGUACUUCCGUACAAUUGGAAAGUAGCACGUGUUGUUCCUAUAUGAAAAAAAGGUGACCCACGUUUAGUCUUGAAUUAUCGUCAGACUUCUAUAUUAUCAUAUUGUCAAAUAAUUGAGCACAUUGUUGCUGACUACAUUAAUGAUCUCUUAAACGAGCGUAACAUUUUAUCUUCUUUCCCACAUGGCUUCAGGAAGGGGCUCUGGACAGUCACCCAAUUAAGCCCAGUCAUUCACUCGUUUGCUUCGGUCUUUAACAAGGCUGGCCAAGCAGAUGUGAUAUUUUUGGAUUUUCAAAAAGCUUUUGAUGUAGUUCCUCAUGACAAAUAAUUUGUAAAUUAGAAUUCCUUGGUCUUCCUGGCUUUAUCCUCUACUGGCUUUCUGCUUACUUAACGCGUCGAAAACAGUACGUAGUGAUUGAUGGGCAGCAAUCCGAUUCUCUUUCAGUAACCUCUGGCAUGCCUCAAGGCAGCGUGCUUGGCCCACUACUAUUUUUUAUUUAUUCUAAUGAGAUUUUGAUGUAAUAGAGGUCCUUGUCAAUAUUCGUCUGUUCACAGACGACUAUCAUAUUUAACGAUAUUAAUACAGGUAAUGAGCAACUAUCUCUUCAUUUAGCUUUAAACAACAUUCUUGAGUGGCGAACAAGUGGGGAAUAAAACUUAACUCCGAUAAAUCUGUGCUUCUACGUAUAACAAGCAAAAAAACUACCCCUGAAGUUUUCUUGUUCUAUUGGCCAAGACCGCUUGGCCGAAGUAAACGAGUACAAGUAUCUUGGAAUUAUAAUUACUAACAACCUAAACUGGAAUAGCCACAUUGCUGCUACCGCCUGUCCUGCUUUUAGAAAGCUGUGUCUACUUCACCAUAAGCUAAACACGCAUACCAUAAAGUAAAAUUAUUAGCCUAUACCACUUUUAUUCGACGCAAAUUGGAAUAUUCGUGCGUUAUUUGGGAGCUGUUUACCAAAAUCAACAUUAACGCCCUUGAAAGGAUACAAAGAAGAGCCAUUCGUUUUAUUUUUGCGAAAUACGGCCGAGAAGAGUCUAUAACUGAAUUACUGCGGACAAAUGGUUUGCAUACCCUUCAAACGAUCAGAAAAAUAAUACGCCUCAAGUUCCUUUACUCCUUCAUAAACCGUCAAUUUUCUUUAGAUCCUAGUCCAUAAAUAAUUCUUUCUGCAUCCAGGAAAACCCGUCAUUCCCACCCCCUCGCUCGGUCCCCUUACGUUGCCAGGACAAACCUAUUUAAAUGUUCUUUCUUUCUUCGACCUAUAGAAGAAUGGAACCUCAUCUCUCUCCAUCAUCUGAACCUCCCUUAAUAAAUUCGAACUCAUGUUAUUAGUAUUCCCUCAGUAACAUUGCUGUUUUGUGCUGUUUUGUGUUUCCUUUCCUAUGUUUUAUAUUUUGCAAUUCUGCCUCUUGUACGCGUAUUUUUUGUGUUACCUUGCUUUCCUGCUUGGCCCACACGGCCUGCAGUAUGAUGUAAAUAAAGAAAUAAAAUAAUCUCACCUGUUGGUUGACAGAGAAAAUGAAAUAUCUUACCCACUAUGUACUCCCUGUCAAUAGAUUACCCACCUGUGCGUGUUUAUGGUUGACGGCUAAUUUAAUCUAGCUCGAGGAGUGGCUUCUGCGCAUGGCAUCUAUGGAACCUUGACUGCAAGGCAUCUUCAAUGAGCUACAAAAAUCUCCUCGAAUAUUGGAAACCUGCAGUGGAAGAAACUGAAAUAUAUGACAGUCGACAGUCGUAUGUUAGCUGAAGACCUCAGGGCUGCUUCAGUUGUGAACGUGGCUACGCAAUGAGUGAGAAAAACGAGGGUGUCCUUAAGUAACUUCUCCUAAGUUCGCGUGUUCCGUUACACUGGUGGUUAAAGUGAAGUUCCGCAUACACUGCCGCUCUCGCGAGGGUCGCUGGCUGACACUUUCAGAACAACGCGUUCUAAAGCAAAAACAAAAAUUAUAUACAUAGUGAAAGGGUGAAAGCCGCUGUCCUAGUUCAAUUGGUAGAGCAUCACACGCGUAAUGCGCAAGGCUAGGACAAGUUGCCUUUUCGUCUACAUCGCCCUUCCUUCUUCCUUAUUAUUUCUGCGCUUAAUUAAAAAAAAACACUUCAUUGUCUGUUUGCUUCAGUUGGUUGAGCUAACAACAAGAGGGAGUAUAAUUGUCGAGAAUUCAAGUACCCGCGAUGUUAGCGCGUUUUUUUUCCAGCUUCAUUUGCAACAUGUUGUUCGCAUCAAGGGACCUUCUUGCCUACAAAUACUGGAAACCAGGAUUUGGCCACACAUCUGCAGAGGCCUGAAAUCUAGUAAUUGAAAAAUUUCAGUAAUUUACUCGUACUUAUGUUUCUCUUUUCAGUACGACAUACAUGUCUGAAUAACUAGUUUCCAAAAUAAGUGCAACAACUUUCAAUACAGAGCUAACAACCUGUGAUGAAUAUUUCCAAUUGCUUUUAAAAUAAGGGGUAUUUUCAAGCUUGCAGCGAGAGUUCAACGAUCUAGUAAAAUUGAAACAUCAGCUUUACAGUUGUAAUUAGCGCGGCUGUUCUUUUCCACCAGUAAAUGAAUGCAUAUAAUUGCAGCUAGAUUAUAAUGAUAUACGUGUUUUCAAUUGCCCUGCUCAAUUUUCUGCUUAUCUUCGUGUUCCAGGACUGAAUUUAUAAGUAUAUACUGUAUGCUUUCGUGAACAUGAGCACAUGUCUUCUACUUGUAGCUACCUUUGUUAUUACAUAUUAUUGUGUGUGUCUUCUGAAAACUCUAUAUUAGUGACUUACUCCUCAUCAGUCUCUGGACCCUGUAAACUUUGUAACGUUGCCUUUAGAACAAAAAGUUUUGGAGACAUCUUUUGUAGACUAAACUAAUUUUUUUAAACCAUUGUAAACGGAGUCAAAUUUGUUCUGGAGGUGCUCAACCAUGAUUAUCUCCAUUCUGGAAUUAACCUGAUAUACUUGUUCGUAAUAGCAUGCGUUGCACAGCUCCAGCCUUACAUAAAACAUUCGCAAAAGGGCUGUUACAUUGGCGAACUUAUGCGUGGUGCCAGAGGAGCAAUUACGGACAUAUAACCGAGUUUCUUGCGCAUCGUUCGCUACUUGUUUUUCUUCCUAUCUUAUAGUUCAGCUUGCGCGUUUUCUUCUGUUCACCCCUUCCGCAUCGCCGUGCAUUCUUGGUGAUUCUAAACUCACAAGCAAUUUAUGGCUUUUUGUCGAACAUCGGAACAUGUUCAAGUAUUCGACGUCUUCCCGCGCGCAUUGCUUCUGUAGUAAACUGUGAUCAUUUCAAGAAAUAUUUAGUUAAUAUAGAAUAACGCAGACACUAAUACUGUAUACCACUUUAACUGCUUGGUUUUAUUUGUUAUCUUGUGAAUUAGCUGUCUGUGCACGCUGUUAAACUAACAUUGUAUACUAUACGUUGCCUUUGUUUGGUUCUUAGGUUAUUAUAGGUUAUAGAUUAUUACUCCUUUGUUUGUUUCUUUUUGUGUGCCGAUUUACCACAUCCCUCUUUAAUGCCUCUUGCCCUGAGGGCAUACUAAAUAAAUGGUGUGAUGUCACCGUCAACCCCCAUUUUAAUCACUGUUCCCUUUUGCCUUGUCACAGUCGGAUUACCCAUAGGAGCACAGUCAACCGCGUUCAGCCGCUUUUAUUGCUUGCAUUCGGAAACAGUUCUUUUUUUUCUGGUGUGCUUUUUUCCGCUUCUCCACGUCGGUGGUCUUUUUCUUAGUUAUAGGCUCUGGGAACGAUUGAACUAAUAAUUGUUUUCCAAGCCCCUCCAAAUGAUUGAACUAUGUCGUUUUUUCUUAUUGCGUGUUGGUUCGAAAAGCGAAAAUAAUGGGCGCGAAGGACGAAGCAAACGAAUAGUAAUAAAAGUUUGCAAA